UCCCGCCACGAUGGCACGCAAGCUCAUGUACCCACGGAUCCUCGCCGUGCUCGCACUCGUCAUGGCGGCGGCGUGGACGCCGUGCUCCGCCGACCGGACAGUGUCUACCAAAGCCACAGCAGCGGCAAGCGGAGAAAGCGUACCCGUCCGAGCUGCGGCAGUUGCGCCGGUAAGUUCGACAGUCGCCGUACCCGCAGCCGGUGCAGCGACGACGCAAGCCACGGCCACGACGUCCAAGAAGAUCCCGCUGGCGCCUCCGGACGUGGUCGAGCCGGCGGCGGAGGUGGUGUCCGCGCUGCCGGUGCCGGUGCCCGAGACUCUUCCCAGCUCAGAAGGCCUUGGCUUCGGCAGCAACGGGUUCAACGGUGGCCAGGGCGGCUUCGGAUGCUGCGGAGGGUUCGGGUACAACGGUGGGCUGGGCUACAAUAACGGGCCGUUCUUCUUCAACUCGGCGCCGGCGAGAAGAUUGAGCCUGAGGAGCAUGGCGACCGGAAAUGGCCUCGCUGUUCUUCUGGUUGCUGGUGCUGCAGCCAUGUUUUAUGAAGCUAGUCCUUGGGACCCAUGCACGAAGAGUUCCUGGAUCGAGUAUGGUAGCGACAACAUCGCAUCUUCUUCUCCGUAUCCAACGUGCAUCCCCUCCACGAUGGCUGGCAACCUCAUGUACCCACGGAGCCUCGCACUGGUCGCAAUCGUCAUGGCCGUGUGUUGGAUCUGCUCACUUCCGCCCUGCUCUGCGGACGCGAUGGUGCCGCCAAUGACCACGGCAGCGGCCAGUGGAGACAACGUACCCGUCCCCGCUGCCGUAGGUGUGCCACUGGGUUCACCGGCUGCCACACCUGCAGCCACAGCAGCGACACCAGCGACGACCGCAGCGUCCAAGAAGAUCCCAUUGCCGGUGCCCGAGACACUUCCCGGCGCAGAAGGCCUCGGCUUCGGCGGCGGGUACGGCGGGCAGACGGUGCCGGGCGGCGGCCUCGGCGGGUUCAACGGAGACCAGGGCUUCUUCGGCGGGUGCUGCGGAGGCUUCGGGUACAACGGCGGUCCUGGGUAUAACAACGGGCCGCUGUUCUUCAACUCGGCGCCCGCAACAGGAUUGAGGCUGAGGAUGGUGGCGACGGGAAACGGCUUGGCGCCUCUGCUGGUGGCUGGUGCUGCAGCCAUGUUUUACGCGUGAUUCGUAUUGUAUUUUACUUCUUAUUUUUUGCUGCACCGAGAAGGCAUAUAUGUUUGCAUCAUCAACUAAUAUGUAUCACAUUCACAGCUUAAAUAUUUAAAGUAAGUACUUACAAAUAAA
Triticum dicoccoides is the source of this 1294-nucleotide messenger RNA. RefSeq lists its product as uncharacterized. The coding region runs from base 11 to 1174 and encodes 387 amino acids. NCBI's taxonomy places the organism in Eukaryota, Viridiplantae, Streptophyta, Magnoliopsida, Poales, Poaceae. The transcript is spliced from 3 exons. The record is from RefSeq and is a predicted model, not a curated record.